Molecule: messenger RNA, 1256 nt
Organism: Galeopterus variegatus (Sunda flying lemur)
Lineage: Eukaryota; Metazoa; Chordata; Mammalia; Dermoptera; Cynocephalidae
Product: RNA-binding motif protein, X chromosome-like
Exons: 2
Coding region: 1-1017 (338 amino acids)
Biological process (GO): positive regulation of mRNA splicing, via spliceosome
Cellular component (GO): spliceosomal complex
Molecular function (GO): RNA binding
Source: RefSeq, a predicted model, not a curated record
AUGGUUGAGGCGGAUCGCCCGGGGAAGCUUUUCAUUGGGGGGCUCAACCUCGAAACCGACGAGAAAUCUCUCGAGGCCGCAUUUGGCAAAUAUGGCCGCAUCAUCGAGGUGCUUCUGAUGAAAGACCGAGAAACUGCCAAGUCGAGGGGCUUCGCGUUCGUCACCUUCGAAAACCCCUCAGACGCCAAGGCCGCCAUUCGAGACAUGAACGGCAAGUCCCUGGAUGGUAAGGCCAUCAAAGUGGCCCAGGCCACCAAACCGGCGUUCGAAAGCAGCCGACGGGGCCCGCCGUCGCUCUCCCGCAGCCGCGGUCGCCCGAGGGGCCUGCGCGGGGCCCGCGGGAUGCGCGGGCGGGCCCCGGCCGCGCGUGGGCGAGACGGUUACGAGGGCCCGCUGCGCCGGGAGCCGCCGCCCCCGCGCCGCGACCCCUACCUGGGCCCCCGGGAGGGUGGCUACUCGCCCCGAGACAGCUACUCGGGCCGAGACUACCCGAGCUCCCGCGACCCCCGGGAUUUCGCUCCCGCGCCCAGAGAGUACACCUACCGCGAUUACGGCCACUCCAGUGCUCGGGACGACUGUCCAUCGAGAGGCUACGGCGACCGAGAUGGCUACAGGGGUCGCGACCGUGACUACGCAGAUCGCGACCGUGACUACGGGGAUCAUCCGAGCGGAGGCUCCUACCGAGACCCCUUCGAGAGCUACGGGGACCCGCGCAGCGCCGCUCCUGCGCGGGGGCCACCGCCAUCUUACGGAGGAGGAGGCCGCUACGAGGAGUACCGGGGCUGCUCCCCCGACGCCUUCGGCGGCGGCCGCGACAGUUACGGCAGCGGCCGGAGCGACCGCUAUUCGAGGGGCCGAGACCGUGUCGGCAGACCGGAUCGCGGGCUCCCCGCGUCCAUGGAAAGGGGGUGCCCUCCCCUGCGUGAUUCCUACAGCCGUUCGGGCCGCAGGGCGCCCAGGGGCGGAGGCCGCCUAGGAGGGCGCUCGGAGAGAGGAGGAGGCCGGAGCAGAUAUUAAGCAUAGACUUGGGACCAAAAUCCGUUUUCAAAGAAACUAACGAAAAGAAGAACCCAUUCUAUGGUAACUACCCAAGGACUAGUACUAGGAAGAAUUGUUUUUGCCUUUUGAAUAUUUCCUGUUAACUUCUUCUCCAUAAUUUUUUUGCUUUGGGGAGGAAAAAGUUAAAACUCGUUUAAUUUCGUUUUGGAAUUGUUAACGUUUCUUUCAACAAGCUCAUGUUAAAAGUCUAAGACGAA